AUGUCUAACAAGUGCCUGAAUCAGGACUAUGAGGCCCUCCGGAGUCAGUGCCUGAUGCAGAAUGAGCUUUUCUGUGAUCCUUCUUUCUCUGCUACAUUCGGGUCUCUGGGCUUUGAUCAAUUCGGACCCAAUUCCAACAACACCAAGGGGGUGGAAUGGAAAAGGCCUGGAGAGUUGUGUUCAAAACCCCAGUUCAUCAUCAGCGGUGCCACACGUGCCGACGUCUGCCAAGGAGCACUGGGCGACUGUUGGCUGAUGGCAGCUAUUGCCUCUCUCACUCUGAACAAAGACAUUCUGGCACGUGUGAUUUAUCCUGAACAGAACUUCACAGAUAAGUAUGCUGGGAUCUUUCACUUUCAGAUUUGGCAGUACGGCAAAUGGGAAGAAGUUGUUGUCGAUGACCGACUUCCCACCAAAAACGGAAAGCUGCUGUUUGUUAAAUCGGCAGAACAAAAAGAAUUCUGGAGCGCGCUCCUGGAGAAGGCUUAUGCUAAGGUGAACGGCUGCUACGAGAACCUCUGUGGAGGUUUUCCAGGCGAAGCACAGGAGGAUUUCACUGGAGGGAUUGCCGAGUGCUUCUUACUAAACAAAGCUCCAUCGAACCUGUUUGAUAUCAUGAAGAAAGCUCUGAGUCGGGGCUCUCUUCUGAGCACGUCCAUUAUUGUGAAUGGUGGGGAAAAAGAAAAACUGACCCAAGAGCAACUGAUGGAAAAGCAUGCCUACUCCAUCACUGAUGCAAAGGAGGUGCAGACGAGUGAGGGUCGGGUCGAACUGGUUCGUCUGAGAAAUCCCUGGGGUCACAUAGAGUGGACUGGUGCCUGGAGUGACUGCUCCAAAGAGUGGAGUCAAGUUUCACCUGAGGAUAAGGCCAUGCUUGAUUGCUCGGCUGAUGAUGGAGAAUUCUGGAUGACAUAUGCAGACUACAUUAAGAGAUAUUCCAAGCUCGAUAUUUGCAAUUUGACCCCAGAUGUGCCAAGUGUUGACAAUUUGCGAUCCUGGAACUUUUGCCAAUUUGAGGGCACAUGGAAAGUCGGUGCUACAGCUGGGGGCUGCUUUAACUUCCUAGCUUCAUUCGCCACAAACCCACAGUUUUGGGUCAAACUGGACAUCGACAGUGAGGGUGAUGGAAAAUGUUCAGUACUUGUGGCACUGAUGCAGAAAGGUGUACGCAAAGCAAAACAAACUGGUUUAAAACCCUGCGCCAUUGGUUUCUUCAUCUUGAAGGUUCCAGAUAAGUAUAAGGGAAAGCAAAAUGUCCGCCUAGAAUUUGAAGAUCUGCAAAAACCGGUGGCUAAAAGCGACUUCACAAACAUGCGUGAGGUGUAUCAGCGCCUCGACCUUCCGCUUGCUGAAUACGUCAUCAUUCCUGCUAACUACCAAACGAAUCAAGAGGCCAGCUUUCUGUUGCGUGUGUUUUCGGAGAAUUUGACGCACCCCUUUGGUUGCGUGAGAGAUGAAACCACGCCCGAAGGAGGAGAAAAACCCGAAAACUUCCUCAAACAUCUUUUCUGCAAACGCACUCGAUCCAGAUCCUCCAGAGCACCAGGUUCGAACAUGUCGGGAGUGGCGUCCACUUUGGCCAAGAAGCGAGCCCGGUCUGCGGGUUUCGGCACCAACGCGAACGCCAACAAGUACCUGAACCAGGACUAUGAGGCGCUCCGGAGCCAGUGCGCCAGUCAGGGGCAGCUUUUCUCCGACCCUUACUUUCCAGCUGCGCCAGAGUCCCUGGGCUUUAAUGAGCUCGGACCUAAUUCCUCCAAGACCAGGGGGGUACAAUGGAAAAGACCUAAAGAUCUGUCCUCCAGACCUCAGUUCAUCAUCGGAGGAGCUACACGGACCGACAUCUGCCAAGGAGCUCUGGGGGACUGCUGGCUCUUGGCGGCUAUCGCCUCUCUCACACUGAACGAAGAUGUGAUGGCCAGAGUGGUCCCCAGUGGCCAGGACUUUGGAUCCGGCUACGCUGGAAUCUUUCACUUUCAGUUCUGGCAGUUUGGUGAGUGGGUGGACGUCGUCAUUGACGAUCGGCUCCCCGUGAAGGACGGAAAGUUGCUGUUUGUCCACUCAGAAGACGGCAAUGAGUUCUGGAGCGCUCUACUGGAAAAGGCCUACGCUAAGGUGAACGGCUCGUAUGAGGCUCUGUCCGGAGGCUCGACCACUGAGGGCUUCGAGGAUUUCACCGGCGGGAUUGCCGAGCAGUACGAGCUCAGGAAAGCGCCUGCCAACAUGUUCCAGAUCAUCCAGAGCGCAUUGGCGUCUGGAGCGCUGCUCGGCUGUUCCAUAGACAUCACAAGUGCUGCUGAUUCAGAGGCCAUCACUCGGCAGAAACUGGUGAAGGGACAUGCCUACUCGUUGACAGGGGCUGUCGAGGUAAAUUACCGUGGUGGUAGAGAGAAGCUGGUGCGCAUGAGGAACCCAUGGGGUCAGGUGGAGUGGACUGGAGCCUGGAGUGAUGGCUCGUCCGAGUGGAACUCUGUGGACUCAUCGGAGCGUCCGAAUGCCAACGCAGAAGACGGAGAGUUUUGGAUGUCAUUUUCCGAGUUCCAGCGGCAGUACUCGCGUAUAGAGAUCUGCACCCUGACCCCGGACGCCGUCACUAGCAGCAACGUUAAGCCGUGGAGCGUGAAAAACUACAGUGGCAUGUGGAGGAGUGGCUCCACAGCCGGAGGAUGCAGGAACAAUGCCCAUACGUUCUGGAUGAACCCGCAGUUCGUCAUCAAGGUGAACGAAGAGGAUGACGAUCCGACUGACAACGAGAAGGGCUGCAGCCUGGUGGUGGGGCUGAUCCAGAAGAACCGGCGCCGCCUGAGAAAGCAGGGAGAGGACAUGCACACCAUCGGCUACGCCAUCUACGAGGUUCCUCCUCAGUUCUAUGGCCAGACUAACCUGCACCUGGACAAGAACUUUUUCCUGACACACGCGCAGAAAGCUCGGUCCGAGACCUUCAUCAACCUGCGCGAGGUCUGCACGCGGUUCAAGCUGCCCCCCGGCGAAUACCUCGUCGUGCCCUCCACCUUCGAGCCCAACAAGGACGGCGACUUCUGUCUACGCGUCUUCUCUGAAAAGCAGACGGAAACACAGCGUUGUGACGAUCCCGUCGAAGCGAAAUUAAUUGACGAAACCGUGUCCGACACUGAAGUGGAAGGAACCUUCAGGGCCAUGUUCAUGAAACUGGCAGGAACCGACAUGGAGAUCUCUGCUUCAGAGCUUCGAACUAUACUGAACAGAGUUGUCUCGAAACGAACCGACAUCAAGACGGACGGCUUUUCCCUGGACACCUGUCGCACCAUUGUCAACCUCAUGGACGACACUGGGAAUGGGAAGCUCGGGCUGGGAGAGUUUGCCACUUUGUGGAAGAAAGUGCAAAGAUACAUGAACAUCUAUAAGGAAAAUGACCUUGAUGGCUCUGGGAAUAUAAGCACAACAGAGUUUCGUGGGGCGCUGGCAAAAGCUGGCUUUACUCUGAACGAUGCAAUUUACCAGCUCUUGGUGGCCCGCUUCGCCGACCCUACCCUCAACAUUGACUUCGAUGACUUUGUCGGCUGCAUCAUGCGACUGGAGCUGAUGUUCCGCGUUUUCCAAAGGAUGGAUCCACACAAAACCGGUUUCUUAGAGUUGGACUUUCAAAAUUGGAUCCUUUUAACUAUGAUCUAAACGGCUCCUGGGCACUGCAGACAAGCUAAGACUCCUGUUGCUACCCGUUUUCUGUUAUAUAAACACGAUUCUUAAGGCAGACAGUGUGUAAAACUUUUUUUUUUUUUACUUUUUUGGUUUCUGAGGUAAAUUUUAUCCGAAGGAUUUAAAAAUGGGUGCUGUAAUACAGUAUACAUGCAAUUAGCAUGCUGUUGUAGGGUUUCUAAUUGUGCAUUAAACCAAAAAAACAUUGCUAAUUAAAGAUUUCGGUUUGAAACAUGCUCCCGAUUAGCAAAAUGACCGUACCUACGGGUAUAACAAGCCAUGUUUAUACAACAUUAUCUGUUGAUAUUACAGGCUACAUGCUCUUUUUUGAUAGACCCAUUAGAAAAAAAAGUUGGAAUAAAUACAUGCUCAUAUAUACAGUAUAUACUGUGUGUAUGUAUACAUAUAAAUAUAUAUAUAUAUAUAAAUAUAUUUAUCAGCCUGUAUUUACCUAACAAUUCAGCAAAGAAAAACACUAUUGUACUCUAAAAUCUAUUUGUUUAUGAAGACAAUCAUGAUUGUGAUGUUUUUAUGGUCUGCCUUUUUUAACCCAAGUUUUAAUUCACAAAAAAAAAAAAAAAAACUUUUCAUGGAGGUUCGUGUGAAGUCACAAAACAAACCUGAGUGACUUGCACCAAUCACAGGCUCGUAUGCUAAUUUAUGCAAAUGAUUAACUAGAAGAAAGAUGUUAUUUUGGUGAAUGAGUUGCACUUGUUACGGUGGGGUUAUUUUUUCUGAUUAAUUCUAUUAUUUUAUUACGGUUAUAGUGUAAUUGAACGCAGGUCAGGGGACACGUACGGGAACGCAUUUUCGCGUCUUGAGGAAGGGAUGGAGAUUUAUCUACUGACAAAUUGCAUAUUUAUGCAUAUAGAUUCUUGGUGUAUACUUCGGGGGGGAAAUUCAUAUGAAACAAUUUUAUCUACAAUUUGGAGCGACACCUUAAGGGGAUUUUUUUUUGUAAACCCAUGAUAUAGUUUGAACAUUGUGUUUUCACUUAAGAGUGGUGGGGUUUUUUUGUUGUGUUUUUUUUUUUCCCCCCUUCAGUGGUGGUAUCCAUAACGAUUUCACAAUGUACUGACAAAGCAAUGUGUUUUCAGCUUGUUAUUUUCUUCACCAUUAAACAUCUUGUGAAAGUUUA
This is a messenger RNA of Silurus meridionalis, 4813 nucleotides long. RefSeq names its product calpain-2 catalytic subunit-like. Gene Ontology annotation, cellular component: cytoplasm. Gene Ontology annotation, molecular function: calcium ion binding; calcium-dependent cysteine-type endopeptidase activity. The transcript is spliced from 33 exons. The coding region runs from base 1 to 3651 and encodes 1216 amino acids. Gene Ontology annotation, biological process: proteolysis. NCBI's taxonomy places the organism in Eukaryota, Metazoa, Chordata, Actinopteri, Siluriformes, Siluridae. The record is from RefSeq and is a predicted model, not a curated record.